This is a messenger RNA of Drosophila suzukii, 1918 nucleotides long. RefSeq names its product sodium-dependent nutrient amino acid transporter 1. The record is from RefSeq and is a predicted model, not a curated record. Gene Ontology annotation, cellular component: plasma membrane. Gene Ontology annotation, molecular function: L-amino acid transmembrane transporter activity. Lineage: Eukaryota; Metazoa; Arthropoda; Insecta; Diptera; Drosophilidae. Gene Ontology annotation, biological process: sodium ion transmembrane transport.
UUAUAACUAAUCAAAAACUAUGGAUGAUGCUACAGAGUACCAGAAACUCCGAAGAAACAUGGAGCAAGCCCAGGGAACUAGGACAGGAAAUCAGGAUGGCAUCAGUACUGUUGUCUACAGCGUGGAAGGAGAAGAACUCGCUAUUAACUGUGAGGUGGCAUCGGAAUCUUCGGGUCAACGAGAUCAGUGGAGCAAAGGAGUAGAGUUCCUCUUCUCCUGCAUUGCUUUAUCCGUUGGUCUGGGAAAUGUCUGGAGAUUUCCCUUUAUUGCUCUGGAAAAUGGUGGAGGUGCUUUCUUGAUACCCUAUGUGAUAGUGCUCCUGCUGAUUGGCAGACCUGUUUACUAUCUUGAGGUGAUCAUUGGUCAGUUCUCCAGUCGCGGUUGCAUCAAGGCUUUUGAUAUGGCGCCUAUUAUGAAGGGUAUUGCCUAUGGUCAAGUGUAUUCUACCGCUUUGGCUACUACAUACUAUGCCUGCAUAAUGGCAUUGACCAUCAGAUAUUUGGUGGCCAGUUUUAGUGAGGUCCUGCCCUGGACUUAUUGCCUGGUUGAAUGGGGCAGCAAUUGUGUGGCCACAGGAGCCUCGGCCGCUAAUGAUUCAUCUGUUGUUCAGGGUGUGUCCUCUGCAGAACUGUUCUUCACGCAAACGAUUCUCAGAGAACCAGAAAGUUUGGAGGACGGUGGCUUAGGAACUCCCAGCUGGGAUCUGGUGUUGUGCCUUUUGGCCACCUGGGUGAUCAUCGGCACUGUUUUGUCUAAGGGCAUUAGGAGCUCUGGAAAAGCUUCCUAUUUCCUAGCCCUUUUUCCCUAUGUAAUAAUGUUUGUCCUGCUGAUCAGGGCCGUUACUUUGCCAGGAGCCUGGCAGGGAAUUGUUUACUUUAUGAAGCCUCAAUGGUCCCAGCUGCUCAACCCACAUGUGUGGUAUGCGGCCAUCACCCAGAUGUUCUUCUCGUUGGCCAUCUGCUUUGGCACUCUGGUCAUGUACGCCUCCUUCAAUGAUUUCAACAAGAAUGUGCACAAAGAUGUGAUCAUUAUCACCACUAUAGAUUCCCUAACAUCCAUCCUGGCUGGUUGCAUUAUUUUUGGUAUUUUGGGGAACUUGGCUCAUGAGACCAAUACCACGGAUAUAUCCCAGGUGGUCAAGGGUGGAGCUGGUCUGGCAUUCAUCUCGUAUCCAGAGGCCAUUGCCAAGUUUAAGUAUCUGCCCCAACUAUUUGCCGUGCUGUUCUUCUUCAUGCUCCUGGUUCUGGGCAUAGGAUCGAAUAUUGGAAUGGCCAGUUCUGUGGUGAAUGUGGUUAAGGAUCGAUUCACCCAUUUGCCCCAUUGGCUGCUGGCCGUGGGUGCAUCGAUAAUUGGAUUUCUAUGCGGCUUGGUUUAUAUGACUCCCGGUGGACAAUUCAUACUAAAUCUCGUGGACUUUUAUGGCUGCACGUUUAUAGCCCUCGUCUUGGCCAUUGCGGAGUUAUUGGCCGUGGGAUGGAUUUAUGGUGUGAAGCGCAUUUGCAGUGACAUUGAAUUUAUGCUGAAUGUGAAAACCAGCUUCUACUGGCGCAUUUGUUGGGCUAUUGUGGCACCUGGCUUAAUGUUCUUGGUCCUGGUGUAUAUGCUCUUUAGCUACGAACCACUGACAUAUAGGGGUGUUCAGUAUCCCCCGGCUUACUAUAUGGCUGGUUGGAUUAUCUGGGGAUUGGGCGUUCUGCAGCUGCCCUUCUGGGCUGUGGUCACGAUUUUCCAGCAGCCGGGCAAGACUUUUGGCAGUAAACUGAGAAUGGCCAUGCAACCCACUGCCAAUUGGGGUCCAUUGCAAACUCAAAAGUUCGAGGCCUAUAUCCUUCAUCGGAAACGUGAGGCGGAUUUCAAGAGUCCACGCGGCGGAUACUUGUUCGACAAUAUCUUUGGUUAAAACUCUAAUUUGCUGUAU